ACUCUCCUUCUCUGUUCUUAUUAAGGAAAAAAAAAAAAGCUAUCGCCAAAUCUGUGAUCAAAUCUAAAUCACUCCCAGUGGAGCUCCGAUUCGUCGCCAAAAGAAGUUCCCAAUUGAUCAUAAGCUCUUCACAAACACUCUAUACGAACACAAAAAAUCGAGUCUUUGUUCUAGUCAAAUUGAAAUCAACCCUCGUGAAUCACUUCUUCUUCUUCUUCUUCAUCUUGCUUUCGUCUCUGAAGAAUUGGGGAUCAAAUCAAUCGUGAUGGACUACGAAUCGUUUGAUAGCAGCGGAACAGAUGAUGAUCUGCCUCCAUCGCAUAGGGUUGCAAGAGGAGGGCGUGUGGCUGGUAAUGGAAGACCUUCGAGUCUUCCUCCAUCUUACCCUAAGAUGUAUGAUGAAGUUGCUGCUGAUAUGGCAGCUCAGAUUCACCAGAUGGAGAAGGAAGCAUACGUGUCUAUCCUAAGAGCCUUUAAAGCACAAGCAGAUGCCAUCACUUGGGAAAAGGAAAGUCUUAUAACUGAACUGCGUAAGGAGUUGAAAGUAUCCAAUGAGGAGCAUAGAGAGCUUCUCGGUCGUGUAAACGCUGAUGAUACAAUAAGAAGGAUAAGGGAAUGGAGACAAUCUGGAGGAAUGCAACCAACUAUGCGCAAUGCUGCUCAAGUGGUUCAUGAUACCUUGCCAACACCUUCUGUUUCAGCUUCUGUUAAGAAGCACAAGCCAAACCAGCCAAUACCUUCUCAACCCUUCGCUUCACCUUCUUUUCAUCCUCAAGCUGACCCCACUCACCAGUUUGCUUCAUCCACAGCUAAACGAGGAUCUGUUCCCAAUGUCAAGGGGAAAAAGCAUAAACCAGGUUUCCCUGGUUCUUCUUCUGCAAAACCCAUCUCAUACCAUCCUCCAGAUCAACCUUCACGAGGACAAGUCAUGAGCAGAUUGCCAUCUGGUCCUAGCAGUUCAACUGAACCCACAAACGGAACCGAACCUGAGUCUUUUGUAGGAAGGAAAGUUAGAACAAGGUGGCCAGAAGACAAUACAUUUUACGAGGCUGUCAUCACCAAGUACAAUCCAGUUGAGGGUCGCCAUGCUUUAGUUUAUGACAUUGGAACGCCUAACGAGACAUGGGAAUGGGUCAAUCUCUCAGAGAUAUCUCCUGGGGAUAUUGAGUGGAUAGGAGAGGAUCCUGGGGUUGGUAAUCUAUAUAGUUAUAACGGACAAGGCCAUGGUCUGAAUAGAACUACAGGACCCAAUAGUGUUCCACAACGGGGAAGCGGUUUGGCAAAGACCUCUAUCAAAAAAGAUUUCAGAACAGCACAGAAUGGAACUGGGAAAAGAAAAUAUCCCGAUAUACAAAUACGUCAAACCAAUGUCCUAAUUAGAGAGGUGGAAAGAGUUCUUGGUUCACACAAUCCAGAUCCUCAAGAAGUUGAAAGGGCUAAGAGAAUGUUGGAGGAGCAAGAGCAUGCGCUUGUGGGUGCAAUCGCAAAACUUGGAGAUAUAUCCGAUGGAGAAAAUGAAUCAAGCAAUUUUGCCAAGGCACAGUGCAAUCCGGUGCACGAGGAGCCAAUGAAGAAGAGAGCAUUUGUUGUGAUUUGA
Molecule: messenger RNA, 1597 nt
Organism: Eruca vesicaria subsp. sativa (arugula)
Lineage: Eukaryota; Viridiplantae; Streptophyta; Magnoliopsida; Brassicales; Brassicaceae
Source: the annotation of a GenBank genome assembly